CAAACGGCCCACUUCACCUAGCCGCGACAAUUUUUUAAGACGUGAGUGUUAUUAAUACUCUAUAUAUAAAUAAAAUAUUCAUCUUUAGCAUUCCCAUGAGAAGAACAACGAGUUUGCCUUAUAAUUUCUCUUGGGCUAUCCAGCAACGUGAAAAAGCUCACCCAUGGCAACUGCUUCGUUGGUCUCUGCUGCUCUAAAAAGGCUCGAGGGAAAGGUGGCUCUCAUCACCGGUGGUGCAAGCGGCAUCGGCGAGGCCACCGCGAGACUCUUCUCUCAAAACGGAGCUAAAGUCGUUAUAGCUGACAUCCAAGAUGAUCAAGGUCAUUCUGUUUGUCAAGAGUUACACAAAUCAUCAGCUUCUUAUGUUCAUUGCGAUGUGACAAAUGAAAAAGACAUUGAAAACGCGGUGAACACAACGGUUUCCAAGUACGGUAAACUUGACAUCAUGUUUAACAACGCUGGCAUACUCGGUGUAAACAAUACCAACAUACUUGAAUACAAAUUAUCCGAUUUUCAGCAAGUGAUUAACGUUAACGUGCUUGGUGUCUUUCUCGGAACAAAACACGCUGCAAGGGUAAUGAUCCCUGCUAAACGAGGUAGCAUAAUUAACACAGCUAGUAUUUGUGGAAGCAUAGGUGGUGUGGCUUCACAUGCUUACACGAGUUCAAAACACGCAGUUGUGGGGCUGACGAGGAACACGGCGGUCGAGCUUGGAGCGGCUGGCGUUCGGGUGAACUGUGUGUCUCCUUAUCUUGUUGCUACUCCGUUGGCUAAGAAAUACUUCAACUUAGAUGAGGAUGAGUGUUUAAGCAUUUAUUCAAACUUAAAGGGUGCUAAUCUUUUGCCAAAAGAAGUAGCUGAAGCUGCUUUGUACUUGGGAAGUGAUGAGUCAAAGUAUGUUAGUGGUCACAGUCUUGUUAUUGAUGGAGGAUUUACGAUUGUGAACAAUGGAUUCUGUGUCUUUGGACAAUCUGUCUGAUUUUGUGUAUUUUGAUGUGUCUUAGCAAUUAUUGUUGUUUCUGGUAAUAAUAAAAUCUCGAGCUGCAUCAAGGAUGUCACAAGUCCUGCUAAUAAUAAAAUCUCGAGUUAAGUAAAA
Lathyrus oleraceus (garden pea) is the source of this 1096-nucleotide messenger RNA. Its product is annotated as borneol dehydrogenase, mitochondrial. Gene Ontology annotation, molecular function: oxidoreductase activity, acting on the CH-OH group of donors, NAD or NADP as acceptor. Lineage: Eukaryota; Viridiplantae; Streptophyta; Magnoliopsida; Fabales; Fabaceae. Bases 164 to 979 code for a protein of 271 amino acids. The transcript has 2 exons. The record is from RefSeq and is a predicted model, not a curated record.